Messenger RNA from Arachis duranensis, 2498 nucleotides. RefSeq names its product G-type lectin S-receptor-like serine/threonine-protein kinase At4g27290. NCBI's taxonomy places the organism in Eukaryota, Viridiplantae, Streptophyta, Magnoliopsida, Fabales, Fabaceae. The coding region runs from base 27 to 2465 and encodes 812 amino acids. The transcript has 7 exons. The record is from RefSeq and is a predicted model, not a curated record. Gene Ontology annotation, molecular function: ATP binding; protein serine/threonine kinase activity. Gene Ontology annotation, biological process: protein phosphorylation; recognition of pollen.
GAGAGACACUCAGAUUCACACUGCAAAUGGAAGACUUCACAAUAAUGAUUCUCUUAUGCUUAUUUUUGAUGAACUAUAUGGUGGCCUCCACUGCAAGGGACACUAUUGAUUCAGUGCAAUCUAUCAGUGAUGGUGAGAAAAUAGUUUCAGCUGAUGAAAUCUUUGUAUUGGGAUUCUUCAGCCCUGGAACUUCCAAGAACCGUUAUGUUGGAAUCUGGUAUAACAAAGAUCCAACAAAGGCAAUAGUGUGGGUUGCAAACAGAGAAAAACCCCUCGCUGAUUCCUCAGGUGUUCUGAAGCUCAACAACACCGGAAUUUUAGUCCUUCUUGAUCAUAACAGCAGUCUUAUUUGGUCCUCCAACGCAACAAGAUCCGUCCUGAAUCCGGUCGCAAAGCUUUUGAAUUCAGGAAAUCUUGUUGUGCAAGAAACAAACAGCAAUGGUGCUAACGAAGAAGAUUUCGUAUGGCAAAGUUUUGAUUAUCCAGGCGACACGGUCUUGCCUGAACAGAAGUUAGGAAUAAAUCUGAAAACAGGACAGAAUCGAUAUCUAACCUCAUGGAGCAGCUCGGAUGAUCCGUUUCCAGGUAGAUAUACUUUACAAAUCGAUAUCAAGGGAUAUCCUCAAGUAUUCAUUAAAGAAGGUGCAAAGAAAAGAUUUCGUGCUGGAUCAUGGAAUGGAGUUCAAUUCAGUGGAACGCCACAAGUGAAAGGAAACCCAAUCUUUAGAUAUAAAUAUGUUUCUAACGAGGAAGAGAUAUAUUUUAUGUAUGAACUUAUCAAUAAUUCAAACCCUCAUAAAGUGGUUCUAACGCCGGAGGGAAUCAACCAGAGAAGCCAGUGGAGUACGGACACAUCGAGUUGGACCAACUUGGCAAGGUUACCGGCUGAUGAUUGUGACUACUAUGAAACAUGUGGAGCUUAUUCUAGUUGUAAUGUUAACAACUAUCCAAGGUGUAGUUGUUUGGAUGGAUUUGUGCAAGAUAAUAAUAAGAAGGAGCAAGGUUUAUCAGAUGGUUGUGUAAGAAGAACAUCAUUAGAUUGUAAUGGAGAUGGGUUUUUGAAGUAUUCAGGGCUGAAAUUGCCAGAUACAGAAAGAUCAUGGUAUAGUAGAAAUAUCAGCAUUGAAGAUUGUAAGAUGGUGUGCUUGAAGAAUUGUUCAUGUAUGGCUUAUGCAGCUUUGGAUAUAAGUGAAGGCGCUAGUGGUUGUUUGAUGUGGUUUGGUAAUUUAAAUGAUAUUAAAGCCCUGAAUCCAAAUUCUCUUCAAGAUAUUUACUUAAGAAUGGCUGCUACAGAACUAGAGGAAAAUAAAUCACACAAAUCAAAUGUCCGAAAGAAAAAGACUAUCAUCAUAAUUUGUGCGUUAUCUUCUAGUGUUCUAAUCAUAUGCUUGGCCUUCAUCGUCUUUAGAUGGAAGAUACGAAGGAAAGGUGUAACAAGUGACCAACAAGAGGAAGAUCCACAAUUGCCUUUGUUUGAUAUGUCCACAAUUUCUUCUGCAACAAAUAAUUUUUCAACCGAUAGCAUUUUGGGAAAAGGUGGCUUUGGUUCGGUAUAUAAGGGUGUAUUAAAGGAUGGAAAAGAAAUAGCGGUUAAGAGACUCUUACAGAAUUCAAGUCAAGGAAUCCAAGAGUUCAAAAAUGAAGUUAUGCAUAUUGCCAAACUUCAGCACAGAAAUUUAGUGAAACUCCUAGGAUGUUGCGUUUAUGCAGAAGAAAGAUUGCUAGUCUAUGAAUUUAUGCCCAACAAAAGCUUGGACUACUUCAUAUUUGAUGAAAAGAAGAGCAUGUUACUAGAUUGGACUAGGCGCUUUGACAUUAUCAAUGGGAUUGCUCGAGGUCUUCUUUAUCUUCAUCAAGAUUCAAGACAUAGAAUAGUUCAUAGAGAUCUUAAAGCCGCCAAUAUUUUAUUAGACGGUGAAAUGAAUCCAAAAAUUUCAGACUUUGGACUGGCUAGAAGUUUUGGAGGGAACGAAACAAAAGCAAACACAAGACAUGUUGUUGGAACUUACGGAUAUUUAUCACCAGAGUACAUAAUUGAUGGAGUUUACUCAACAAAAUCCGAUGUAUUCAGUUUUGGUGUAUUGGUGUUAGAAAUAGUGAGUGGAAAUAGAAAUAGAGGAUUCAUUCAUCAAGAUCAUCAAUUUAAUCUUCUAGGACAUGCAUGGAAACUAUUUAUGGAAGACAAAGGGUACGAAAUAAUUCAUGCUCCAAUAAGAGAUACAUCAAAUUUAUCUUCAAUGCUAAGAUCAAUUCACGUGGGACUACUUUGUGUGCAAAAAAGUCCAGAUGAGAGGCCAAACAUGUCAUAUGUUGUUCAAAUGUUGAGUAGUGAAUCCACAUUACCUCUACCUAAAAUGCCCGGAUUCUUCUUAGAAAGAGAAAUGGUUGAUGAAGGUUCUUCUUCAAGUAAUAACAGAAAAUGCUCAAUCAAUGAUGUCACAAAUAGCAUAGUGGAGGCUAGAUAGGUAAAAUUUCAUAUGGGGAUCAAGAGAUUUUUG